AUGAAGGACCCCAGUGGACAGAAGCGAAGGAUCGCAAAGUUUGCAGCUGCAGCAGUGAAUAUUGCAACCAAGAUGAAGGUCCUUACAAUGCAAGAAGCCUUGUCCGAUCCUAAGAUACUGAAGGAACUGGAAGAAAACCCAGGAACCUUUAAAUUUCCAGAACCUGUGGAUUUAGUGGUCACCUCCAGGACAGGCAAGUACGCCACGGUGCUGCAGGACCCGGCCAGCCCCGGGGGUCUAAGAGUGGAGGGGCCCCUGGGGAACCUUCUCGAAUAUAUGGCCAGUUCCAUGAACUUCUCAUACACGCUCAUAAUGCCACCAGAUCGAGGCAUCGGGUCGCAACUGCCAAACGGAACUUGGACUGGCAUUGUGGGCCAAGUCAGCGAGAAGGUGGCGGACAUCGGCCUCGAGAGUAUGAAGAUGAUCCCGAAGCGCAUAGAGGUCGUGGACUUCGGUGACAUCCUUUCGUACGUCUACAUGAAGAUCUUAGCCGGAAAAGGACAUCCGAAACUGAAUCCUAUGGGCUUUCUCUAUCCUCUGAGCCCCUUGGUGUGGGCGUGUCUCAUAGGGGCGUUGCUGUGCGUGUGGGCGGCCACGGUGGUGUUAGGAAGCCGACCUCAGGGCAGCAGGAGAGAGGCGUGGGCGGCGGGGUUCUUCUAUAUCUACUUUGGCGUCGUCGUGCAGCAAGCCAUGGCCAUGAAAUUCAUCCGUGGAGCGGAGAAGCUGCUGGUGGGAAGCUGGAUGCUGGUUGCCAUGGUGAUGGCUUGGUCCUACUCGUGCAAUCUGGUGUCCCUUUUGGCAGCUCGGCAAGUUCCUCAGCCCAUCCAGAGCCUAAGAGAUGUUAUUGACUCGGAUGUGAAGGUCAUAACAAGUCGUUUUACGGCUUUCACGCACAUGUUAGAUCAUGCAGAAUCGGGAAUAUUCAAGGAGCUGUCCGAUCUAAGACUGAAAAAUCGCUGGGUUUAUUCCAAGUACGGAGAAGAGGAUAAACCAAUGGAGCUGACUCGACAAGGCGACCACGUGAUGAUGACUCUUGACAUAUCGGCAAAACAAAGUAUGUCAGAUUACUUCACUAAAACAGGACUCUGUGAUUUUUAUCUCCCGCGAGAGACUUUCUUGCCAGGACCCACCAGCAUUGUUCUGCAGAAAGGAACUCCCAUUCUCCAAGCUGUUAAUCACAGGAUCCGUAGAGUUGUAUAUGCUGGCCUCUUCGACUACUGGGUGAGCCAAAGCACAGUUAACGCUUCAGUCUGUGAAAAGAUGCCGUCCACUAUCACUGUGAUGGAACCACUUUCUUUCACUGCAGUCUCGGGAAUGCUAGCCAUGUGGGCUUGUGGAAUGGCACUGUCGCUCAUAACUUUCUGUGUGGAGCUGGCACUGGCUAAAGUCACACAAUAG
Molecule: messenger RNA, 1398 nt
Organism: Penaeus chinensis
Lineage: Eukaryota; Metazoa; Arthropoda; Malacostraca; Decapoda; Penaeidae
Product: glutamate receptor ionotropic, delta-2-like
Exons: 10
Coding region: 1-1398 (465 amino acids)
Cellular component (GO): membrane
Molecular function (GO): glutamate-gated receptor activity
Source: RefSeq, a predicted model, not a curated record